Salvelinus fontinalis (brook trout) is the source of this 4632-nucleotide messenger RNA. Its product is annotated as transmembrane 4 L6 family member 1. Gene Ontology annotation, cellular component: membrane. Lineage: Eukaryota; Metazoa; Chordata; Actinopteri; Salmoniformes; Salmonidae. The record is from RefSeq and is a predicted model, not a curated record. The transcript has 5 exons. The coding region runs from base 1 to 609 and encodes 202 amino acids.
AUGUGUGUCGCCAGCUGCUCCAGGUGUGUGGGUGUGUCUCUUGUUCCCAUGGCAUUUGUGUGCAUGCUGGCCAAUGGCCUGUUGCUGUUGCCAGACCUUAAGGCACGCUACCUGUUGGACGGUCACGUGACCAGAGAGGCCAGGUGGGGCACAGGCCUGUGGGCCUCUGGAAUCCUGGUUCUUAUUGGAGCUCGGGGGUUUGUGAUUGGCAGCUCAAGGGAAGGCUGCUGUGCAUACAGGAUAGAGAUGCUGUGCCAAGUGGGUUGUUCCUGCGUGGCUCUUGCUGCUGCAACCUUUUGCUGCCUAGUGAGCGCUACAGGACUGGUGCAGGGACCACUGUGUCUGCACAACAGCACACAAGGUCUGGCCUGGGAGAUGCCACUCAAACAACAGAAAAGCGGAGAUCCCGUCUACCUGUUUGAUAGAACAUUAUGGCCGGCGGCCUGCGAGGAGCCACGGAACGUUGUUCAAUGGAAUGUAGUGCUGUUUUCUGUUCUCAUGGCAACCAGUGGACUGCAGGCCGUCCUUUGUGCAGCACAUACAAUCAAUGCUAUCCUGGGCAUAAUAUUUGGGCCAAGAUUCUGCAAAAACAAGGUCAGUCCAGCUUGAGGACAUCAUCCAGGAACCUAAUUAGGAGCAGGAAGGAAGGACCUCCCGAAGGAAGUACUGUAGUUACUAGAUGCUGAUCUUAGGUCAGUUUUACAUAUUUCGCCCUAAUGGAUGAGAUCAGGAUUGCGGAGGUUUAGCUGAUCCUGGAUCUAUGUCUACAGGGAGCUUCUACCACCGCUAAACAUUGGUUCUGGUCACCAGUCAGCGUUUCACGAACUAAGAAGCAGACUUGCACUUUAAAGAAAAAAUCCUAAAAUAGCAUAUAUUUUUUAAUAUGAUUUUAUUUUGUUUUGAUAAGCUAACAGUGUAAAACAGGGAGACAAAAAGGCAGAUUUAGAAGAGGAUAGAGGUAGAUGGGAUGGGGAGAAGUUGUUUGAGUGAUUUCAAAAAAACAUCUUUAAGUUUCAUAUACCUAGAUGAUACCAUUCAGACAGCAAGUUGGCACUCUUCCUGUUGACAGUAUGUACACGUUAUUAUAUUGCAAACAUUAUUUAAGAGGCACAUAGUGUGUACUGCUGAACAAUUGUGAAGCUGUGAUCUUAUAUAUAGUCAUUUUGUUAAUUAUAUUAUUGUCAUAGUCUAAUUUCAUGAAGUUUGAUCAAACCUACAUCCUCUAGUGGGGUGCAGGGCAAAAAAAAGUUGGUAUGAAAGAAAUAGAACCCGCACACUCAAGCUCAAUCACGUACCUUUAUUCAAAUCAAAUCCAAUUUUAUUGUUCACAUACACAUGGUUAGCAGAUGUUAUUGUGAGUGUAGCGAACUGCUUGUGCUUCUAGUUCCGACAGUGCAGCAAUAUCUAACAAGUAAUAUCUAACAAUUCCACAGCAAGUACCUAAAACACACAAAUCUAAGUUAAGGAAUAGAAUAAGAAUAUAUAAAUAUAUGGAUGAGCAAUGUCAGAGCGGCAUAGGCAAGAUGCAAAACAUAGUAUAGAUUACAGUGUUUACAUAUGAGAUGAGUAAUGCAAGAUAUAUAAACAUUAUUAAAGUGGCAUUAUUAAAGUGACUAGUGUUCCAUUUAUUAAAGUGGCCAAUGAUUUCAAGUCUGUAUGUAGGCAGCAGCCUCUCUGUACUAGUGAUGGCUGUUUAACAGUCUGAUGGCCUUGAGAUAGAAACUGUUUUUCAGUCUUUCGGUCCCAGCUUUGAUGCACCUGUACUGACCGAGCCUUCUGGAUGGUAGCAGGAUGAACAGGCAGUGGGUCGGGUGGUUGUUGUCCUUGAUGAUCUUUUUGGCCUUCCUGUGACAUCGAGUGCUGCUGUAGGUGUCCUGGAGAGCAGGUAGUUUGCCCCCGGAGAUGCGUUGUGCAGACCCUGCUGUUGUGGGCGGUGCAGUUGCCAUACCAGGUGGUGAUACAGCCCAACAGGAUGCUCUCCACUGUGCAUCUGUAAAAGUUUGAGGGUUUUAGGUGACUGGUGCUGUUGCGCCUUCUUCACCACACUGUCUGUGUGGGUGGACCAUUUCAGUUUGUCAGUGAUGUGUAUGCCAAGGAACUUAACUUUUUACCUUCUCUACUGCUGUCCCAUUGAUGUGGAUAGGGUGUGCACCCUCUGCUGUUUCCUUAAGUCACGAUCAUCUCCUUUGUUUUGUUGACGUUGAGUGAGAGGUUAUUUUCCUGACACCACACUCCGAGAGCCCUCACCUCCUCCCUGUAGGCUGUCGUUGUUGGUAAUCAAGCCUACUGUGGGCCUCCUGAGUGGCGCAGUGGUCUAAGGCACUGCAUCGCAGUGCUAGCUCUGCCACUAGAGAUCCUGGCUCUGUCGCAGCCGGCCGUGACCGGGAGACCCAUGGGGCGGCGUACAAUUGGCCCAGCGUCGUCUGGGUUAGGGGAGGGCUUGGCCUGCAGGAAUGUUCUUGUCCCAUCGUGCUCUAGCGACCCCUGUGGCGGGCCGGGCGCAAUGCACGCUGACUCGGUCACCAGGUGUACGGUGUUUCCGCACAUUGGUGCGGCUGGUUUCUGGGUUAAGCGGGUAUUGUGUCAAGAAGCAAUGCGGCUUGGCUGGGUUGUGUUUUGGAGGAUGUACGGCUCUCAACCUUCACCUCUCCCGAAUGCGUACAGGAGUUGCAGUGAUGAGACAAGACUGUAACUACCAAUUGGAUACCAUGAAAUUGGGGAGAAAAAUGUGUAAAAAAAUAAAAUAAAAAUAGUCUCAAAGCACUUCAUGAUGACAGAAGUGAGUGCUACGGGGCGAUAGUCAUUUAGUUCAGUUACCUUUGCAUUCUUGGGUACAGGAACAAAUAGUGGCCAUCUUGAAGCAUGUGGGGACAGCAGACUGGGACAGCAGACUGGGAUAGGGAGAGUUUUAAUGAGGACACGGCUAGGGAUGCCGUCUGGCUUUGCGAGGGUUAACACGUUUAAAUGUCUUACUCACGUCGGCCACGGAGAAGGAUAGCCCACAGUCCUUGGUAGCGGGCCGCGUCUGUGGCACUGUAUUAUCCUCAAAGCGGGCAAAGAAGGUGUUUACUUUGUCUGGAAGCAAGACGUCGGUGAAAGAUUAGUGGAAUCUGUGUGGGUAGCUGGACAAGUAGGAUGACUGACAGUGAAGGUGAACAGGUGGUCACGUGUCAGGUGACAGAGGAAUGGAUGAGACUGAGGCAGAAAUUCCUUUAACCAUAAAGUGGUAUAUUUACUGAGUAGUCUGUGGUGGAUUCAUUGACGCACAGAACUUCGAGCAGACGGAGUUAAGGAAGAGAAAGCAGCGAGAUCAGGCGAUGCCGUUUUCCUCCUUUUAUGUGGAUGAGAUCUGUCGGUCAUUGCCACCUGACCUAAUUAAAGUGCCCUGGCCCAGCUGAGUAAGUGGCCAUGAAUUAAAGGAUUAUUCCACCAACUCCAUGGGCCUUUUCUACAGUCGGUGUCCGUGACUUGGCUGGUUUUCCCUUUUGUAGUCCCGGAUUGUCUGUAGACCCUGCCACAUACAUCUCGUGUCUGACUCGUUCAAUUGCGACUCUUUUGCUCUAUAGAUACUGACAUUUUGCUUGUUUGAUUGCCUUGGAGUGAAUAACUACACUGUUUGUAUUCGGCCAUAUUCCCAGUCACCUUUCCAUGGUUAAAUAAGGUGGUUCGCCGCCAUUUAUCCACGGUUUCUGGUUAAGGUAGGUUUUAAUAGUCACAGUGGGUACAACAUCUCCUAUACACUUCCUUAUAAACUCAGUCACCAAAUCAGCGUAUAUGUCAAUAUUAUUCUCUGAGGCUACCUGGAACAUAUCCCAGUUCGCUUGAUCAAAACAAUCUUGAAGCGUGGAUUCCGAUUGGUCAGACCAGCAUUGAAUAGUCCUUAGCACGGGUACUUCUUCUUUGAGUUUCUACCUAUAGGGAGGGAGAAGCAAAAUGGUGUCGUGGUCAGAUUUGCCGAUAGGAGGACAGGGGAGGUCCUUCUAUGCAUCGCGGAAGUUAGAGUAACAAAUGUCCAGUGUUUUUCCAGUGCGAGUGCUACAGUCGAUAUGCUGAUAGAAUUUAGAUAGCCUUGUUCUCAAAUUUGCUUUUGAAAAAUCCCCAUCUACAAUAAAUGCAGCUGCAGGAUAUCUGGUUUCCAGUUUGCAUAAAGUCCAGUGAAGUUCCUUUAGGUAUCGGCUUGAGGGGGGAUAUACACGGCUGUGCCAAUAACCGAAGGGAAUUCUCUUGGGAGAUAAUAUGGUUAGCAUUUGAUUGUAAUGAAUUCUAGGUCAGGUGAACAAAAGGAUUUGAGUUCCUGUAUGUUGUUACAAUUACACCAUGAGUCAUUAAUCAUUAAAUCAUUCUUCUUCCUGGAGAGAUUUUUAUUCCUGUCGACGUGACGCACUGAGAAUCCAGGUGGCUGUACCAACUCCGACAGCAUAUCUCGAGAGAGCCAUGUUUCCGUUAAACAGAAUAUGUUACAAUCCCAGAUGUCUCCCUGGAAAGCAACAAACAAACAACAUUUAGAUCCUGCAAGGAUCUUCGUUAGGUCAUUUCACAGGAAGUGUACCACAUCCAUAUUUAUAGACAUAUAGUACAAGCCAAAAGUUUGGACAUAUCUACUCAUUCAAGGGUUUUUCUUGAUUAUUACUA